This is a messenger RNA of Amaranthus tricolor (Joseph's coat), 2717 nucleotides long. Its product is annotated as phospholipase A1 PLIP2, chloroplastic-like. Gene Ontology annotation, molecular function: glycerophospholipid phospholipase A1 activity. Lineage: Eukaryota; Viridiplantae; Streptophyta; Magnoliopsida; Caryophyllales; Amaranthaceae. The record is from RefSeq and is a predicted model, not a curated record. The transcript is spliced from 5 exons. The coding region runs from base 288 to 2444 and encodes 718 amino acids. Gene Ontology annotation, biological process: lipid metabolic process.
CACUUAACUUCUUUUCUCUAAAACACUCAAAGAUCGUUGAAAUACACACGUAUUUGCAGUUACGUUAGCCAGCUGCCAUUUCCACGUUUCUCCCCAAUUUCCUCUUUCACUCUCCUCCUUUUCUUCCUUUUUUUUCUAAUAAAUGAUAAAUCAUUCAAAAUAUCAUAGAGUAUUGACAUUUCUUUAAUUUUUAAUUUUUCAAUCACAAAGAACAGAACCCAGAUACAGAAAAUCGAAAAACUAAGGGAAACAAAACAGUUAAUUCCACAAAUUUUUGAAAAAUAUUGAUGGAUAGCAUUUGUGUGAGAUCUGGGCUACAUGGGCUGGGCUCAUCAGUCCCAUUGAAUAAUGGGUUGGAAGUAUUUCGGCCCAACCCAUCAGUUUCCUCCGUGGGUCGAUCACCGGCUCCGAUAAAAAAUGCAAUAUCAGUUGAUAAAACGGCGGCGUCUUCAACAUCUAUGGUUUCAAAGUUUGCAUCUUUACAUUACCCAUUUAGAUCUUUGUUUCAUGGAGGUGAUAGAAAGCAGAGGUCUAAAGGUGUAGCCUUGGACGACACCGUUUUGGUGGAGGAGGAAAACAAGGUGGGUUGUAGUAGUAGUGAUUUAGAGGGGCACAAUGGGAAUUGGGUUAUGAAAUUCCUCCAUGUUAGGUCUCUUUGGCAAGGUAAAGAAAAUGGAGGGCCAAAUGGGAAUUUUGAAAAAUCUUCAUCUUUUUGUUGUGAUGGAGAUGAAGGAUGUAAAGUGUGUGAUGAUGAUGGUAUUGAUGAUGAUGAUGAUGAUGAUAAAGAACAAGGGGAAAAUGUAGAGUUUGAUAGAAAUUCAUUUUUCAAGAUGUUAAAGAAGGUUUCUUUGAGUGAAGCUAAAUUGUAUGCUCAAAUGUCUUAUUUGGGGAGUUUGGCUUAUUGUAUACCUAGCAUAAAGCCAGGAAAUCUUCUGAAGCGCUAUGGCUUACGCUAUGUGACUUCUUCGAUUGAGAAGAGGGAGCAGUUAGCAGAGACCGAAAAGAAAGAACAGUCGUCUAAAGCUGAAGCAGAGCAAGUGGAGGCCGCCCGAUGUGAUGACCAAACGAACGAAAAAUCUCGAGUGAGAGAAUCAGCGGCGUUUAAGGCUGCAGCAUCUGCUGCGUCUUAUCUUCAUUCGCGAACUAAAAUUUUGUUUCCGUCUAGUUCCUCAUCUUCAAAAGACAAGGUGGAUCAGCACGCGGAUAGUGGGAAUCUUGAUAUUAACUCGGAGAUGGCUACUCUUAUGGCGACCACCGAUUCAGUAACAGCUGUUGUCGGUGCGAAAGAGGAAGUCAAGCAGGCUGUCGCAGAUGAUUUGAGUUCUAUAAGUUCAUCACCGUGUGAAUGGUACAUAUGUGAUGAUGAUAAGAGUGCUACAAGAUAUUUCAUCAUUCAGGGCUCCGAGACGCUAGCUUCUUGGCAAGCUAACUUGCUCUUUGAACCCAUUCAAUUCGAGGAUCUAGACGUGCUUGUGCAUCGAGGCAUAUACGAAGCUGCCAAGGGCAUGUAUCAGCAGAUGUUGCCCGAGAUUCACGCCCACAUCAAAACUCAUGGUAGCCGUGCCAAAUUCCGAUUCACGGGUCAUUCACUUGGUGGAAGCUUGUCGUUGUUUAUAAAUCUAAUGCUAUUGAUGCGAGGUGAGGUUCCGUAUGCCUCGCUUCUUCCUGUUAUCACUUUCGGUUCUCCUAAUGUCAUGUGUGGAGGUGAUGGGCUGCUACGCAAACUUGGAUUGCCCAAGAAUCAUAUUCAGGCUGUAGUGAUGCACCGUGAUAUUGUACCCCGAGCUUUCUCUUGCAACUACCCUAGGCCUGCUGCGCAAUUGCUUAAAGCGGUGAAUCGAAGCUUCCACAACCAUCCCUGCCUGAAUAGCCAGAAGCUACUCUAUGCACCUAUGGGCGAGAUGCUUGUUUUACAGCCAGAUGAAAAAUUUUCCCCGCAACACGAUCUACUUCCUUCAGGGAGUGGUCUAUACCUCCUAACUCACAAGGGCGGUGAUGCCAAAGAGGGGGAAAAGAAACUCCGAGCUGCGAAGAAUGCAUUCUUGAACACACCUCAUCCUUUAGAGAUCCUAAUUGACCGCUCUUCUUAUGGUAAUGGCGGGUCUAUUCAACGUGAUCAUGACAUGGACUCCUACCUCAAGUGUGUACGUGGCGUGAUUCGUCAAGAACUCAGUCGAAUCAGGAAGGCCGAGAGGGAACGGCGCCGUAAGGUGUGGUGGCCACUUGUGACCCCACGUGUCACCGAAAACAAAAUUCUCUUCGGUCCGGUCAAUGUGGGACAGACUCGAUUCAAGUUUUCCAGGAUUGUUAAGACCGGGAAAGAUUCCUUGAAACGGUUUAGUAGGCUUGUUGCAUCGCAACAUAUGCAUCUGCUUGUUGUGCUCUUGUUUCCUGCAAGAUUGCUCCUAAUAGGAUACAAUGCGAUUACUUCGAGUUCAUCAUAAAAGUUUCUUGUAUAGAAUGUGGCUCCCUAAAUUUGGUUGAUAAAAUUUCUUAAUUAAUUGGAAUUUAGAAGCUCUACAUAGUUUAAACAAAUUCUUGAUUAUUUAUAAGAAAAUUAAUGGUCAAAAGAAAAAGAAAAACAAUUGUAUUUGUAAUCUUGUUUUUCUUUAAAAGUUGUAAUGGUGGUUGUAAACAUAUGAAAAUUGUAGUUUAGAACAUUAAAUAGAUGGUUUAAUAUUUUAUUAAUGAAAUAUGAAAUAAUUAUGAUUUUAUGA